CUGCACCUCACCAGAGUAACAUGUUGCCUCCUCGCAGUGAGCUCUGAUCACAGGCAGAAGAAGGACCUCAACUCCUCACUUUGGACUCCGUUGGAGAAGCAGAAAGAUCAAAGCUCACGGUCGCCUGCCUCAAUUUGUCACCUGAAUCCAAAGGAGCAGAAGAAGGAUGCAACGGACGCCAAGAGAGGAACUGCUGAGAAGUUGGCCCGCUUCCACCCGUCAGUCCGUCCAGGCAUCACAACCCGCCAGAGUUCAUUAGAAAGACUAGCCUUUGAGGGCGAGGAAGAGGAGCACAAGCCCAACUUUCACGUGCAUGCGUUUUGAUCGGUAAAGGGAGCAGGAACAUCCGUCCAGAGGCAGCUACCCAUGUGGCAGGAGGCCCUGUGGACCCGUGGACGCUACCUGCUGGAGAAGAGCGAUGGGGGCGAAGGUGCCGACGGACCGGAGAGUUUUGGAGACGGGUGCUCGGGGUUCCAGAGUGAGGUCUACGUGGAAGGCGAGAAGCCUCAGGACUGGCUAUACGAGUCCUACUACAGAAUGAGCCAGCAGCAUCCGCUGAUCGUGUUUCUGCUGCUGAUCGUCAUGGGAACCUGUCUGGCGCUGCUGGCCGUGUUCUUCGCUUCAGGGCUGGACACAGAGGACCACCUGGCCUUCCUGAUCACCGUGCCCACUGCUCUCUUCCUCUUCCUCUCCAUCUUCAUCCUCGUCUGCAUCGAGUCGGUUUUUAAGAGGAUGCUCCGCCUCUUCUCCCUCCUUAUAUGGGCGUGUCUGGUCACUAUGGGCUACUUGUUCAUGUUCUCAGGUGGGAUUCUCAGCCCAUGGGACCAGGUGUCUUUCUUCCUGUUUAUAGUGUUUGUUGUGUACACAAUGCUGCCCUUCUCCAUGAGAGCGGCCAUUAUUGCCAGUGCCAUCACCUGCUUCUCACACACUGUGACCCUCAGCAUCUGCCUGGCCUCCACUAUCUCGGAACUGGAACCUCUAAUCUGGCAGAUCUUAGCCAAUGUGAUCAUCUUCACCUGUGGUAACCUGGCUGGAGCGUACCACAAGCACCUCAUGGACCUGGCUCUGAAGCAGACCUACCAGGACACCUGCAACUGCAUCAAGUCCCCCAUCAAGCUGGAGUUUGAGAAGUACCAGCAGGAGCGCUUACUUUUAUCCCUGCUACCAGCUCAUAUAGCUCGAGUGAUGAAAGCUGAGAUCAUCCAGAGGCUGCAGGGACCCAAUUUUGGCAGGACUGAAAACACCAACAACUUUCACAACCUCUACGUGCAGCGGCACACCAACGUCAGCAUUCUGUAUGCUGACAUUGUGGGAUUCACCAGGCUGGCCAGUGACUGCUCUCCAGGGGAACUUGUGCACAUGCUGAAUGAACUCUUUGGCAAGUUUGACCAGAUUGCAAAGGAAAACGAGUGCAUGCGAAUCAAGAUCUUGGGAGAUUGUUACUACUGUGUGUCCGGCCUGCCUGAAUCACUGCCUCACCACGCCAGGAACUGCGUGAAGAUGGGCUUGGAUAUGUGUGAGGCCAUCAAGAAGGUCCGAGAUGCCACUGGAGUUGAUAUCAACAUGCGUGUUGGUGUUCAUUCUGGAAAUGUCCUCUGCGGUGUGAUCGGCCUCCGCAAGUGGCAGUACGAUGUGUGGUCACAUGAUGUAACACUAGCCAAUCACAUGGAGGCAGGUGGUGUGCCAGGGAGGGUCCACAUCUCUUCAGUGACACUGGAGCAUUUGAAAGGAUCAUACAAGGUGGAGCCUGGAGACGGACAGAGUCGAGACUCCUACCUGAAAGAGCACGGAGUGAUCACCUACCUGGUCAUCAAUCCUAAGACUGACAAGCACAGCCCUCUGCUGGCUGCGCGCUCUCGGCCCUCUCUGGACGGGGGCAAGAUGAGAGCGUCUGUCAGGAUGACCCGCUAUCUGGAGUCCUGGGGUGCCGCCAAGCCGUUCGCAAAUCUUCACCAUCGAGACAGUAUGACCACAGAAAACGGCAAAAUCAACACUGCUGAUGUUCCAAUGGGGCAGUAUCAUCUUCAGAGAAGAGAAAGGUCCAAAUCUCAGAGGAGGCGGUUUGAGGAGGAACUCAAUGAGCGGAUGAUUCGCACGAUUGAUGGCAUUAACUCGCAGAAACAGUGGCUGAAGUCUGAGGACCUCCAGAGGAUCUCAUUGUUCUUUCACAACAAAGCUCUGGAGAAAGAGUACAGGUCCACCACACUGCCUGCCUUCAAGUACUACGUCACCUGUGCCUGCCUCAUAUUUUGCUGUAUUUUCAUCGUGCAGGUCCUGGUUUUGCCCAAAACGGCCGUGUUGGGGAUCUCCUUUGGCCUGGCAUUCCUGUUUUUGGCUCUGAUCCUGCUCUUGUGCUUUGCUGGUCACGUUCUGCAGGGAAGGAAGGAUCCGCUGUGCUCACUUCCCUGGUUCUCCACUUCCUCCCGCAUCAUCGUGACCAAUAACCCCUGGCUACGAUUGGUCCUUACCAUGACGACCACUGCGCUCAUAUUGGUGAUGUCUGUCUUUAACAUGUUCUUCUUAGAGGAUGAAGUGCUGCCAACUCUUCCCAUCAAGAACUUAACCAAUGACAGCCUGUUGGACCCUCGUGGCUCUACGGUCUUUACAAAAGAUAAGUUUUACCUGCCAUACUUCAUCUACUGCUGCAUACUUGGCCUGGUGUCCUGCUCUGUGUUUCUGAGGAUCAACUACGAGCUGAAGAUGGUGGUGAUGCUGGUUGCCGUGGUGAUAUAUAACAUCAUCAUCCUCCAGACGCAUGCCUCCCUGCUGGAUAGUUUUAGUGAAGCACAGUAUCGCACGGAGACCCUGGAAAGACCAGGUGUCCUGAAGGACCUGAAGACCAUGGGCUCUGUGUCUCUCUUCAUCUUCUUCAUCACUUUGCUGGUAUUAGCGAGGCAGAAUGAAUAUUACUGCAGGUUGGACUUUCUGUGGAGGGACAAGUUCAAGAGGGAGUGCGAGGAGAUUGAAACUAUGGAGAACCUCAACCGAGUUCUGCUGGAGAAUGUUUUACCUGCCCAUGUUGCAGAGCACUUCCUAGGCCGCCACUGGAAGAACGAGGACCUAUAUCACCAGUCGUACGAGUCGGUGUGCGUGAUGUUCGCCUCCAUCCCGGACUUCAAAGAGUUCUACACUGAGUCUGAUGUUAAUAAGGAAGGACUGGAGUGCCUCCGUCUCCUCAACGAGAUCAUAGCAGACUUUGAUGAGCUGCUGUCCAAGCCGAAAUUCAGCGGCGUGGAGAAGAUAAAGACCAUCGGGAGCACGUACAUGGCUGCAACCGGACUCAACGUGACCCCUGGACCAGAGUGCGCACAGGAACAUGACAGACAGUACAUGCACAUCGGCACCAUGGUGGAGUUCGCGUUUGCUCUCGUGGGAAAGCUUGACAUCAUCAAUAAACACUCCUUCAAUGAUUUCAGACUCAGAAUAGGGAUAAACCACGGGCCAGUGAUUGCGGGUGUUAUUGGGGCCCAGAAACCGCAAUAUGACAUCUGGGGAAACAGCGUGAACGUGGCCAGUAGAAUGGAGACCACAGGAGUACUUGGAAAAAUCCAGGUCACUGAGGAGACGAGUCGUAUUUUAUCAGGUCUGGGGUACUCGUGUUCCUGCCGAGGCAUCAUCAACGUGAAGGGCAAAGGAAAGCUCAAGACCUACUUUGUUCACACAGAGAUGAGUCGAUCUCUGUCACAAGGGACCGUGAUGCCUUGAACGCACCACACCGCUGAACAAACACACUCUCCCUCAGAAUGUGAUUAGUCACGCUGCUUUCUAACUGUAUCCCAUCACCAGAAGCCAGCAGAGCCGCUUUUGUGCCGAGUGCAGUGCCGAGGUGCACGCACCCACUUUACUCCUUCAGCGCUGCUCUUUAGAGGCUUCUCACAUCUCAAGCAUCACAAGCACUUUGUACGAAGGAGUCUCUGAAGAAGCGGAGGUCUGCUGAAUAAGUGAAGCUUUUGAAGGCUGUAGUCACUCAUCUGUACAAUAACGGCGGUGUGCUGCUACAAGUGCAUCACGUUACACUUGAGCAAACGGAACUGCCUGCCGAGGUGUUUUUCAUGUGACUGGUUGGCACCAGGAGACAAUUUUGUUCCCUUUUAAUCUAAAUGGAUGUUAGAAUAGUUAAUUGUCAUGUAGAGGAAUUUGCGAGUGUGGUUGGUCGUUUGCCAAAACCUGCAAAUUAUAGUUUUUGCUUUGGAGCAUCGUUUCUAACAGUAAGUCGCCUCAGACACAACAUUCCAGAGGAAACUAGAGCUUUUUUUUAAUAAUCCAUUUGAAAUCAAUAGAAAUGUGUGGAAAACAUUCGCUGUCCAUCAUUUUGGUAUUCAUUAAAUUUUUUUUACAUAU
Molecule: messenger RNA, 4341 nt
Organism: Thalassophryne amazonica
Lineage: Eukaryota; Metazoa; Chordata; Actinopteri; Batrachoidiformes; Batrachoididae
Gene: adcy2b
Product: adenylate cyclase 2b (brain)
Exons: 25
Coding region: 367-3705 (1112 amino acids)
Biological process (GO): adenylate cyclase-activating G protein-coupled receptor signaling pathway; cAMP biosynthetic process; intracellular signal transduction
Cellular component (GO): plasma membrane
Molecular function (GO): adenylate cyclase activity
Source: RefSeq, a predicted model, not a curated record